AUGGCGCUCCCGAGCGAGACGCGCCCGCAGAAGCUGCUCGCGUCCGCGCUCGAGAAGCUGGAGCGCGCGAAGCCCAAGGCUGGGCUCGUCGACGCGGACGUGGACUUCAAGGUGUGCCGCGACUUCGCGCUGAGAGUCUACGCGCGCGCGGACAGAGCGGACCGCGCGGGGAAGGCGGACGCGAGGCUGGCGGACGCCUUCUCCGCCGCCGCGACGUUUCUCAAGGCGCGGUCCCUCACUUUCGACCCCGACGCGCCUCGACGCCUUUCAACUUCAACCGACGCCUUUGAACUCCGCCCCGAUAUCAUCGCUUCGUACGGAACGGCCCUCGUCAAGGUGUUGCGGCGCUUCGGCGAGCCGCUCGACGACGACCUGCGCGAGCGACAGACGUACGCGGAGUGGCGCGCGUGGGACAUCGCGACGGCGAUGCAAGCGGGGAGGGCGCCGAGCGUCGUGGGGGGAGGGGCCCAGGGGGGCGGGGGCGGGAGCCCGGCGUUCCGCGCGCCGGAGCCGCCGCCGGCGGCGGCGGCGGCGGCGGCGCCGCCGCAUCCGUCCUUGGACGCUCUGCACAUAGCGAGCGAGUCGCCGCCGCCUCCGCCGCCGCCGAGACGACGGUCGAUGAGCGGCGUCGCGUGGGGCUCCGGCGGUCCGUUCAAAAAAGGCGACCGCGUGCUGUACCGCGGCGGCGGCGGCGGCGGCGGCGACGACGACGCGGAGAUCGCCCCGCUCGCGGCGAUCGUGACGGACGUGGACGCGAGCGUCGACCCGCGCGGGUACGUGAUCGACGUGAACGGCGUCGAGAGAUGCACGGAGGCGAGCAGGCUCGCGCCGGCGGCGACGGGUCCCGGAGCCGCGGGGGACGACGGCGGCGCUUCGCCUAGCGAAGUCCUUGAUGAGGAUCGGCUUCAUUCACAUCGCGAACGCGGUCGUACGGGGACCGGUGUGAAUACGAACGGCGGUCCCGACGAGACGGCGAUGGCCGCCGCGGCGACGCGCGCGCGCGACGCCGCGGCCGCGUUGGACUCGCGCGAUCACGUCGCCGCGGUGGCGUCCUUGCGCGCCGCGCUCGCGGCGCUCGUCGGCGAAGGAGACGAGAGAGACGCGCGGUGA
Messenger RNA from Micromonas pusilla CCMP1545, 1110 nucleotides. RefSeq lists its product as uncharacterized. NCBI's taxonomy places the organism in Eukaryota, Viridiplantae, Chlorophyta, Mamiellophyceae, Mamiellales, Mamiellaceae. Gene Ontology annotation, biological process: late endosome to vacuole transport via multivesicular body sorting pathway. Bases 1 to 1110 code for a protein of 369 amino acids. The record is from RefSeq and is a predicted model, not a curated record. Gene Ontology annotation, cellular component: multivesicular body. The transcript is spliced from 3 exons.